This is a messenger RNA of Camellia sinensis, 354 nucleotides long. RefSeq lists its product as uncharacterized. The record is from RefSeq and is a predicted model, not a curated record. Lineage: Eukaryota; Viridiplantae; Streptophyta; Magnoliopsida; Ericales; Theaceae. Gene Ontology annotation, molecular function: nucleic acid binding; RNA-DNA hybrid ribonuclease activity.
AUGGCCAGACCUGGAGGUUUUGGAGGCCUGUUAAGAGAUGAAACAGGAGCAUGGAUUUGUGGUUUCCACAAAGUGAUCAUUGAAAUAGAUGCGACUGAAGUAGUGAAGCUACUUGAAGAAGGUCUUGGAGAACACCACCUCCUCCGAGGCCUUGUGGAAGACGGACGAAUAAUCUUUAAUGGCUGUCAAUGCACUGUACAACACAUCUACAGAGAAGGAAAUUUAUGCGUACAUGUAAUGAGCAAACUUGGAGCUGAACAACCUGAGGACAUUCUAGCUGUAAAUGACCCACCUGCUGAAAUCAGAGAGCUCUUGGUCUCUGAUAUGGUUGGGUUAGCUAGGGAAAGGGCUUAG